AUGGCGCCCAAGACAACGCCCACACAGCCCAAGGCCCGCGGCAGAAACGCAAAAGGACCAACCAACGUGGGCCCGGUUGCUGGCCCGGCCGGGAACACCAGAAGUCGCCGUGGGAACGAUGGAGCCGUUGGCCUCACUCCAGGGUUGAGCUAUUUUCCGACCAGGACUCGCAAUGGACGGGUGACGAAAUCUAGAGCCCCGAAGAAGGUAGCAGGCUCUGUAUCAAAGCCAGCGCCGCCAGCACCAACGCCACGCCCCGCUUCAGAAACUACAUUAGAGCCUUCGCAAAUUCAGGCUACCAAUUCUUCUGCUCCGGGUCCGGUGGUUCAGCAAUCCGCUCAAGAAGCUUCGAGGGAGACUGCUCCUCAGACUCCGCUGCAUCAACAUCCCGCAACAGCGUCCAGACCGGUGGAUGGAGCAGCCCCGGCGGUGAAGACAGGAGCAGCAGCCCCCGGGACUGGAUCCAGCUCCAAACGUGCAUCGUCACAGCAGCAGCGCUCUGGCAGCUCAUCCGGAGGUAGCAAGCGUCCUACUGGUGACGAGGGUAAUGAUCGUAAGGGAGACUCGAAGAAGUCAAGAGGGGAUGGGCCAGGAUCACGCGGCGCAACAGGAAAUCAACAGGCUACCCGGACGGGAGCGCCAACGCUGAAUAAUUGUGAGAUCGCUGCAGCGGCCAUAGCACGAUUCGAGGAGAUGGCCAAUGCAGCAGGCACAUUCGGCAGUAUCGAGGAACCCGUCGAAGCUGGAGAGUACAUGACAAACACCACGGUCUUUCGAGCUGUCGCAGCUGUCUCCGAGGCCAUUUCACAGUCCGGAAGCGGCGUGGAGUUCUCGCUCAUAGAAGAUACAACCCUUUCUGUUGCAGCCAACUCUGCAGUAGAUCAGCCAACUACUCGUCCUGGAAACGAGGUCUUGAUCCCUUGGUGUCCUGGUGAUAAUCACAUCUCAUUKUACAUCGUUCGCCGCAACGGGACAUCGAACAAUUUUCACCUUGGGCACUACGACUCUGCUGGCCGCGCAUGGCACCGUGCGCCUGAUGCUCGGACGCGUGCUCGCAAUAUGAUCCCGAGGGUGCUAAAUCAGACAGGCUGGAACAGUUCCGGGGGAAACGCAGUUUCUGUGAUCGGCGUCGACGCCAACCGCACUCGGCAGCUUCGUAAUUGGGAAUGCGGCCUGCAUUCAAUCUUUUCGGCGUGGGCAUACGCUUUGGGGCUUGAGCUUGCUGAAGAAGCACAAGGAACCGGCUUGAUCUACGACGAAUUCCUGAGACUAGGUGGAAUCCUCAUCAACAUGGCCUUGUUAGGAUAUGUGGACAGCGAAACGAUCAGGGCAUUCCUGGAUUGUUUCGGGUUUAUUCGAGUGAACCAGACAGUCACAUUGGCUAGAUCGUUUGACAGCACUAUCAACUUCGCCACGACAUCCGUAUAUCGAGAACACCUCGCGCGACUUCGCCUCGAAGCUGCCCUGAGCCUGAGGAGGGCGAAUGGCGAGAACCUACAAUCCUUGGACUCUAUCAUUACGCAACUGAAUGAUAGCGGCUUCAUGGUUGAAUCUCUGAUCAACGUUACCGUUCAGGAUUUGCUUGAAAACCUGAAUCGCUUUGGCCAGAUGGGAAACCCUGGCACGACGCAAGAGAGUCCGGUCGACCCCGACGAGCAAAUUCUCAACGAGAUCAUGCUUGCUGAGGCGAGAGAGAGAGUUGAUGCACGGGAUGCGAACGCGGCAAGCCUCGCUGCUGAAGCCAGUGCAGCGGCAGUUGCAGGACAAUCUAGCAGCGCCACUUCAACAGACAAUGUCAACGUCCAAGGUUCUACUACUGGCGAAGGCCAGGGCAACGCUCCGCCGACAGUCGACGGUACCGCUGGAAGUGCAUCUCAGCAGGGAACCACUCAGCGACGUAGCACGUCUCCUGGAGUCGACCCUCCUGGCGGUGGCCGCAACUCGUCUGACAGCUUUUCUGGCGUUGGGUCUGAUGAUGAUGAUGACGACGAUGACAAUGGAUUCUUUGGUGGCACGCCUUUAACCAGCAUACCUGCUGUGCAAACAUCCAUUCCCGAAUCCGCGGACCUGAUAGCUUUCAGAGAAGCCGAAGCCAGGCGGAUGAACCAGGCACGAGCAGCAGAGGCGAGAUUGCAGGCUACCCGGGCACAAGAGCAAGCAGCGCAGGCGGCCGCUGCUGCUACUCCAGCUACCGAUGAAACAGCGAAUGGAAUUAACCAUCAACCCGAAGCCGACAAUCCAGGACUCGGUCCAUCACAGUCGCAGGUGGAGGAUCCCAGCGGUCUCUCGGACGACGGCAAUAAUAGUCUCUUUGGGGAUUCUGAUCCUGCUCUACCGACACAACCAUCAACCUUAUCGCUUCCGCCCUCACCGUUCAGGUCGUUAUUCGUAGAUCAAGCACAGAAUGCACCGCCGCAAUCCAGUGUUCCACAAUCCUCAUUGGCGCAAGAAACUCUUGUUGAGGACACGGCCGUGGAAGACGCGCUCGCGGAUGAUGGCGAAGACGUCACGGGGUCGAGAGGAGAUGUUAUUAUGGAUGGCAGUAGAGUUAUGGACAACGACGAUGUGGGCGAGAACUGA
Messenger RNA from Ramularia collo-cygni, 2580 nucleotides. RefSeq lists its product as uncharacterized. Lineage: Eukaryota; Fungi; Ascomycota; Dothideomycetes; Mycosphaerellales; Mycosphaerellaceae. Bases 1 to 2580 code for a protein of 859 amino acids. The transcript has a single exon. The record is from RefSeq and is a predicted model, not a curated record.